Messenger RNA from Eucalyptus grandis, 1685 nucleotides. RefSeq names its product serine carboxypeptidase 24. Bases 1 to 1452 code for a protein of 483 amino acids. Gene Ontology annotation, cellular component: vacuole. The record is from RefSeq and is a predicted model, not a curated record. The transcript is spliced from 8 exons. Lineage: Eukaryota; Viridiplantae; Streptophyta; Magnoliopsida; Myrtales; Myrtaceae. Gene Ontology annotation, biological process: proteolysis. Gene Ontology annotation, molecular function: serine-type carboxypeptidase activity.
AUGGCGAAACUUACGUCGUCCAACGCUUUUCACCUUCUCUUGUUGAGCUCAUUGAUGUCGUUCGUCGCUGCGACGACUUCAAUAGAUGACGGUGCGAGUGCCAAGAUCACAACAUUACCCGGACAACCUAAGGACGCAUCUGUUGCUCAAUAUUCGGGUUACGUGAGGAUAAACGAGAAAAAGAAGAUGUUCUAUUGGCUCGUGGAAGCAGCAUCAGAUGCAGACUCCAAACCUCUUCUCCUGUGGCUCAAUGGAGGACCUGGUUGCUCGUCAAUCGGGUACGGAGCUUUUCAGGAGAUCGGACCCUUUCAGGUCCUGCCCAACGGGGAACUUGCUAAGAGACAAAUCUCAUGGGACACCGAGGCAAAUUUGCUCUUCCUUGAUUCCCCUUUCGGUGUCGGAUAUUCUGUUCGCAGCGUUGUUGAGGAAGAUGGGGAUAAUAGCACUGCCAUGGACAAUUUUGCGUUUCUAAACAAAUGGCUUGAAGUCUUCCCGAAAUUCAAGUACAGAGACUUCUAUAUUGCUGGAGAGAGCUAUGCAGGGCAUUUUAUUCCUCAACUCGCUCAGGUGAUUGUAAAUCAAAACAAGGGGAUUGCCCGACCGGUUAUCAAUCUGAAGGGACUCUUGUUAGGAAAUCCUACUCUUGACAGAUCAACAGGAGAUCCUGGAAGGUGGGAGUUCUAUUGGGUUCAUGGGCUUAUUUCAGACGCUACGUACGAAAACAUGAGGAAGUUUUGCUCUGUCGAUAGAGCUUCGGAAGGCUGCAAAAAUGCUUGGCAAGAAGCAUAUAAUAAUGAAAUUGGAGUUGUAAAUAUCUAUAACAUGUAUGCGAGACCAUGCGAGAAAAACACCACACAGGCGAGACAGCUCCCUAAUUUGAUUUUGGAGGCACAAAAAGAAAUCUCAAGAAGUAGCUUUAUCUAUUGUUUUCUCUGGAUGCAGGAUCUUAUGUAUAGAGACGGGAAUGAAUUCUGCCUGGAGGCUGACACGGUGAAGUACUUGAAAAGCAAAGAGGUGCAAGAGUCCUUCCACGUUGACCCCUCCUACAUUCCUUUUAACUACACCCUCUGCAGUGAACCAGGCGUCAACCUCAGGUAUAGCAGAAGCGACGGAGAAAUAUCGGUCCUUCCCAUCCUUAAAGAACUCAUAGAGGCCCGCUUGCGGAUUUGGAUAUACAGUGGGACAACAGAUGUAGCUGUUCCUUUGCCAAUGACUCGACGUAACAUUGCAGCACUAAAAUUGAAAGUACAGGAGAAAUGGUACCCCUGGAACCAUCGCGAUCAGCUUGGAGGUUGGAUCGAGAUAUAUGAAGGCUUGACGUUCGUUGCCGUAAUGGGCGCCGGCCAUGAAGUGCCAAUGUAUCUCCCCUCUCAGGCACAUACUAUGUUCCAGAGCUUCCUGUCCAAUGCGCCAAUGUCCAAGCCACCUCCUAAACAGACAAGCUCCACCUGAAGUCACUCGAGCUAUGAUCCCACAGAUUCUCAUGUCCAUUGCUAAAUGACAUGGCUCUGGUCAAUCUUUUUUAGUUGAUGAAACCAUUGAAGGGCUUGCAGAAUACUAGGAGCUUGGAAAUUUAUAAGAAAUAGUUGGUUGGAAGUGCUUCGUUUUUCUUCUUGUCAAUUCCAAGUUCUCAUGGAAAGCCAGUAAUGGUAUCAGUUGAAUGAAAUUGAUGUAAUUAAGGUGAA